This is a messenger RNA of Apis laboriosa (Himalayan honeybee), 2322 nucleotides long. It is a transcript of the gene Art3, whose product is annotated as protein arginine N-methyltransferase 3. Bases 129 to 1706 code for a protein of 525 amino acids. Gene Ontology annotation, biological process: peptidyl-arginine methylation. Lineage: Eukaryota; Metazoa; Arthropoda; Insecta; Hymenoptera; Apidae. Gene Ontology annotation, cellular component: nucleus. The record is from RefSeq and is a predicted model, not a curated record. Gene Ontology annotation, molecular function: protein-arginine N-methyltransferase activity. The transcript has 8 exons.
AUUAAGUCAGAAGUUUUGCUUACCUCGACACGUGUAUGGAUGAAUGGAAUCUCUAACCUUGAAAAUUUGAAACAAUCUUAUUUCUACACGAAUAAUUGUUGCAUACUAUUUUGUGUAUUAAUUGCAAAAUGACUGAUCAAGCCAUUUCUUCAAAAUGUGAUUAUAAUUGUGAAAUGGAUGAAACAAGUGAUGAUGAUAGUGGUGAUAAUUGGGAUGAAAUAACGGAAGAUUUUGAAUCUAUACCGUGCCUUUUUUGUAAUGAAAUAUAUAAUAAUUUUUCUAUGGCAUUAGAACAUCUUGUAGCUUCACAUAGAUUUGACUUAAAAAGUUUCAUAAUCAAACAUUCAUUAGAUACUUAUUCAUAUAUUAAAUUAAUUAAUUUUAUUAGACAUAAAAAUGUUUUAUCUGACCAAUUAAAUGCAUUAAACAUAAAAACAUGGGAAAGCGAAGAAUAUUUAAGACCUGUUAUAGAAGAUGAUCCUUGGUUAAUGUUUGAUAUUGAAGAUAUGGAAGAAAAAACAACAAAACCUAUUGCAUAUACAGUAAAUUCAGAGAAUGGUUGUGUUACAUUAUCUGAAGCACAUUUUGCUGAAUUACAAAGAACAAUACAAACACUUAGAGCACAAUUAGAACAACGUGAAUUAGCAUGUUUUUUAGCAAAACAGCAAAUAGAUGAAAUGACAGAGAAAGCACAGAAAUUGGUCCUAGAUAGUGAUUUAGAUGAAAAUACUUUUAGUUCUUCUAGAAAUUCUAAUUGUAAUAUUGAUAAAGGUUAUUUUAAUACAUAUAGUCAUUUUGCUAUACAUCAUGAGAUGUUAACAGACAAAGUACGAACAGAAAGUUACAGAGAUGCAUUAUUAACAAAUGCGAAUAGAUUUAAUAAUUGUGUGAUAUUAGAUGUUGGUUGUGGAACUGGCAUUUUAUCUAUGUUUGCAGCAAAAACUGGAUGUCGUAAAGUAAUUAGUGUUGAUCAAUCAGAUGUAAUAUACCAUGCUAUAGAUAUAGUGAGAGAGAACAAUUUAAGUGAUAUUAUUACUAUAAAAAAAGGACGAUUGGAAGACAUUAAUCUUGAUGAAGAUAAAGUAGAUGCAAUUGUAUCUGAAUGGAUGGGAUAUUUUCUUCUAUUUGAGGGUAUGUUAGAUACCGUGAUAUAUGCAAGAGAUAAUUAUUUAACUCCUGGUGGAAUACUUCUUCCUAAUAAAUGUACACUUAGUAUUGUAGGAAGUGGAGAUACAAGAAGAUACGUCGAACUUAUUGAUUAUUGGUCUAAUGUGUAUGGUUUUAAAAUGAGUUGUAUGAAAGCCGAAGUUGUACGUGAACCAAGCAUAGAAAUUUGUAAUGCUGAGGAAUUAAUAACUAGCAUUGUAGAAAUUCAAGCAUUCGAUUUGUAUAAAGUAACGAAAGAUUGUGUAAAUUUUUCGUCACCUUUUGAAUUCAAAGUAAAAAAGACUGGAUCAUUGACUGCAAUUGUUGGUUAUUUUGAUAUUUUUUUUGAUUUGGACAAUCCAGUACAUUUUAGUACAGGACCUUAUUCGCCUCCAACACAUUGGAAACAAACAGUAUUUUCAUUGAGCGAACCUAUUAGCAUUACCGAAGGAGAAAUUUUAUGCGGUAAAUUAAUCUGUCGUAGACAUGUUAGAGAUAUUCGAGGACUUAUGAUUACAAUUCAGAUUAAGAAUAUCAGUCAAGUUUAUUAUUUAGAAUAAGUAAUCAAUAUUCAUUUUAAAGUCCAUUUAAUAGAUAUAAGUGCCAAAAGAAAAAAAAAUAAGACAAAAAGAAACAAAUAAAUACAUAGGGUCCAGCUUGCUAUAAAACUAUUAACGAUUAUUGUUAAAAGUAAUAAUAGAUGGAAUACAGUUUAAAAAAAUAGGAGAAAUCGUUCGAUAUGCUAUUUUUUAUGAUAUUGUGAUUUAUAUUUUAAAUUCUUUUAAAAUUAUAUAAAUCAUAUAAUUUCGUACAUAUUAAAAGUUUUAAUUCCUGCAAUAAUGAAAAUAAAUAUGAAGUCUUUGUAGAAUUUUUAAUAUUAUUAUGUUAUAUUUUUUAUAUAUAUAUAUAAACCAAAGAUCACAUUUGAUUGUUUCUGUAAGUUAUCUUACAUAAAUACAUUCUUAUCAAUAUCAAUAUGAAUAUCAAACACAGCCGCUAAUGCGUACUUUAAAGUAGAAAUUAUUUACGAUUUGUGCCUUUUUGAUAAUUGCUGACGUUAUACAUAAUUGAUUAUAAAAUUAACGUUUUAUGUAGUUUCAAAAGUGAUAUGUCAGCUUUUCCAAUUAAAAUUAUAAAAAUAAUUUUCAAAUAGUAGUAACAAAAAUAUUUAAGUAU